Pecten maximus is the source of this 10209-nucleotide messenger RNA. Its product is annotated as 1-phosphatidylinositol 4,5-bisphosphate phosphodiesterase beta-1-like. The record is from RefSeq and is a predicted model, not a curated record. The coding region runs from base 248 to 4102 and encodes 1284 amino acids. The transcript is spliced from 35 exons. Lineage: Eukaryota; Metazoa; Mollusca; Bivalvia; Pectinida; Pectinidae. Gene Ontology annotation, molecular function: calcium ion binding; phosphatidylinositol-4,5-bisphosphate phospholipase C activity. Gene Ontology annotation, biological process: lipid catabolic process; phosphatidylinositol-mediated signaling.
CCUGCUUCCAUGACUCAUAUGUUGUCGGACUAUUCCUCGUAAACACGAGACCAGCGAGUUGUUGUGUAUGUUUUCAAUUCGCUAGUGGACACUACGUAUAAAGCUAUUAUUUUACGGACAGUACGACUCGGUCGAGCUCACUGACAAUCUUGUUAGCUCACCUCUGUAACCCGCGGGCAAUAUGGUAUCGUCUUUCGAUAUACGAUGCAUUUGGGUAUGAUAAUAAUAAGGCGACAGCAGUGCUAGCAUGGCGGGAGCUAAGCCCGGUGUUCACGCCGUACAGUUAAGGCCAAUCUGCGUACCGGAGUCGCUUAUCAAAGGCAACAAGUUCAUCAAAUGGGAUGAGAGCUCUACGAUUGGAACCCCGGUCACCCUCAAGGUGGACCCGAAGGGCUACAUCCUGUACUGGAAGGAUCAAAAUAAGGGCCAAAGUACAGGCAGGAAGGUGUCCAUGACUGUAGCGGACAUGGAUUGUCUGGACAUCUCCUUUAUCCGGGACACCCGAACUGGCCGAUAUGCCAAAGUUCCAAAGGAGGGGAAGUUGAGGGACACAUGUGUAAUCGGGAAUAUGGACUGUUCUCUGGAGGACAAGACAGUUACCAUCGCCUACAACAAGGAUCCCUCCAAAAGUAACAUGGUGGAUGUGGACUUCAUCAACUUUGUGUGUGCCAGCAAGCCUGUAGCUAAGGAAUGGUGUGAAGAGUUACUCAAGUAUUCCACCAACCUCUUGGCUCUCAACGCCAGUGCCCUAUCCUAUCUGGAGAAAGCCCACACCAAACUCACACACGUACUGGAUGUCAACGGACGUAUACCAGUCAAAAACAUUGUGAAGAUGGUUGCUAAACAUACAGAGGACCGGCGCCGUGUGGAAAAGGCUCUUGAGGCUGUGGGUUUUAAUGCUGGAAAGAAUGAGACCAUAGACCCCAACAGAUUUACUUUUGAUGGAUUUUUCAACUUCUAUCGCCACCUGGUGGGAAGAACAGAAGUGGACAAAGUUUUUGAUGAGAUCGGUGCCAAGAAGAAGCCCUAUCUGACAGUUGACCAGUUUGUAGACUUCCUGAACCGUGAGCAAAGAGAUCCACGUUUGAAUGAGAUUUUAUACCCUUACUACACCACAAAGCAAGCCCAGGACCUGAUAAACACCUACGAGACCAAGACUGGCAUGGCAGCCAAGGGGGAUGUUGAACCAGGACAUCUGUCCCAGGAGGGAUUCCUCAUGUUUCUGAUGAGCGAUGAGAACCAGAGUAUCGCACCAGACCUGUUGGAUCUAAGCCAUGAUAUGACUCAACCUAUUUCUCACUACUUUAUCAACUCCAGCCACAACACGUACCUAACAGGCCACCAGCUGACCAGUAAGUCGUCAGUAGAGUUGUACAGACAAGUCCUCCUCAGUGGCUGUCGCUGUAUAGAACUGGAUUGUUGGGACGGACGAGGGGCCGAUGAAGAACCAAUCAUCACCCAUGGUUACACAAUGUGUACUGACAUCUCAUUUAAGGAAGUAAUUGAAGCCAUUGCAGAAAGUGCCUUCAAGACGAGUGAUUUCCCAGUGGCCCUGUCCUUUGAAAACCACUGCUCACCAAGACAGCAGGCCAAAAUGGCAGCCCACUGUAGAAACUUAUUUGGGGAUAUGUUACUGACGGAGCCAUUGGCUACAAAUCCAGUUGAGCCUGAUACACCAUUACCAAGUCCACUCCAGAUGAAGGGCAAGAUCAUUAUUAAAAACAAGAAGCGACACGCUCACAAACCAAGGCCAGCAAAGGUCCAGACACCUCUAAAGAGCACACCAAGUGCUAGUAAAAUGGGUCAGGUGAACGGGGAGACCAAAGGCGGAGGAGGAGAUGGAGACGGAGGGGGAGGAAGUGAGGGGAAGACAACUCCAGCACCCCCCGAACCCAAGCCACGUACAGAGAGUGAGAGCGGGGAGGGAACGCCUGCAGACAAACCUAGAGAAGGACCAAUCGAUUCUGACGAGGAUUCCGAAUCGGACGAGAGCGACUUUGAAGAGGAGGAGGAAGUCCAGGAUAAGAUAAAGAGUAACUUCAAGCAGGAUAAGGGUACUGCAGGAAAAGAAGCUGAAGCCGGCCAGGAAAUGUCAGCUCUUGUCAACUACAUACAGCCUGUCCACUUCCACACCUUUGAUAUCUCAGAAAAGAGAAACAGGAGCUAUGAGAUCUCAUCCUUUGUGGAGACCCAAGCUCUGAGUUUACUAAAGGAAUACCCAGUAGAUUUUGUCAAUUAUAACAAGAGACAAAUGAGUAGGAUCUACCCGAGAGGAACGCGUGUCGACUCCAGUAACUUUCUUCCACAGAUCUUCUGGAAUGCUGGCUGCCAAUUGGUUGCAUUGAAUUUCCAAACAUUAGAUGUACCAAUGCAGAUCAACCUCGGAAUAUUCGAAUACAAUAACCGCUCAGGUUACAUACUCAAGCCAGACUUCAUGAGGAGGACGGAUCGACGGUUUGACCCCUUCGCUGAGUCUACUGUAGAUGGAAUUAUAGCUGGCAAGGUUGUUGUCAAGAUAAUUUCUGGCUCUCUCCUGUCAGAAAAGAAGAUAGGUACUUAUGUGGAAGUGGAAAUGUAUGGGCUCCCCACAGAUACUGUCAGGAAAAAAUUCAAAACCAACAUGGUACAAAACAAUGGAAUAAACCCGGUCUACUCUAGUGAACCCUUUGUGUUUGAAAAGGUCGUCCUUCCAAAUUUAGCUGUGAUAAGAAUUAUUGCAUUUGAUGAGAACAACAAAAUGUUAGGGCAUAGGAUUCUACCUGUUCAAGGUUUAAGACCAGGUUAUCGCCAUCUUCCACUCAGGAAUGAAUGUAACCUGCCCCUCCUACUACCAAGUCUGUUUGUCUACAUCAAUGUUAUGGACUAUGUGUCUGACCAGUUCGCUAUAUUCACAUGGGCUUUAAGUAACCCUAUACAGUACCUGUCACAGCUAGAGAAGCGUGACGCUCAGUUGAAGAUUUUAGAAGAUAUGGACAAUGAAGACAUGGAAGUGUCGGAGAGCUCUGUCGAUGGGCCGAAGGAUGUCUCCCGUCAAAACAGCAGUAGUAGUACGGUCAACCCCAUUCCAGAGAAGAAGGCAGAUAAGAAACCUGUCACCAGCAAAACCUCACAUGCAGAAAUUAAACCCCAGAUCAGCAGCAGCUCGGACAGUAGCAGCCCAUCAGAUCGCAUGUUUUAUCGAAUGGUGAGCCAGACACAACUACGUAGUGUGAACAGUAUCAACAAUGAAAAUGGCAUUAAUGCUGCCACCUCCAAACUCAAUGAUCCAGCCAUCCUACAACCGACAUGUGUAGAGGAGCUCAAACAACAGAAACCCUUCUUAAAGGCUCUGAGUAAACGAGACAAAGAAUUAGAAUCUCUAAAAAAGAAACAUGAAAAAGUGAGAGAAAGCGUUAAGGAGGUACAUGACACACAGGUGGAUAAACUGUUACGUACACAGGUGAAGGCCAAACGGAGCCUAGAGAAGACCAACAGUAAAAUGCUAGAUAAGGCCAAAAAGCAUGGAAACCGAGACGAAGUGGAGCGUAAAACCUCUAUGGAAUACGAUAACCUCCUGACUGGCCAUGAGGUCGAGCAAAAGUCUAAGCACAAGGAUUUGCGGGACACACAGACAGAUAUGUUUGUUUCCAUAAGUAAGGAGCACUAUCAGGCCGAGUUGGAGAUACACCAGCGCCAUCUGGAGCCUCUGUACACAGCUCUCAAGGAAAUCAUGGACCAGGACCACAAAAACCACCUCAAGCGGCUCAGUGACGUCCAUGAUGCUGAAGUGAAAAAGCUUACGGAUGACAUGGAAGCUUCACGGCAAAAAGAUAACAAACAGAUGAGCAAGCAGUACAAGGAUAAAGAGGAAAGAGCAAGACGAAGACGCGAAGCGCAGCAGAAGCAUGUAGACUUAGUGGUAGAACGAAGAAGGAAGCUUAGUGAUAUACUUGCCAAGAAGACAGAAGAACUGAACAAAGCUCUAGAAGGCAUUGUGGACGAGUUUGAGAAAGAGAGACUACAGGCCCCAGAAAAGUUGAACGCCGAGUACGAGGAGAAAUGUGAAAAAUUGACAGCCCAGAUUAAGGGCUGCGAGACAGUGGAAGAAAAUACCCAGUUAUAAGGUCUAUUAUGACUAGCUUUGUGAUACGAGACCUGGAACUCAAGGCCAGGCCACACAGUGACGCCAGGGGUCCCAACCAUCCAAACAUGGACCAAAAGGGCUAGUAACCUUCGAUAAGUGGACCAUUCUGGCAAAUGGAUCAACCAUGUGGCCAAACUGGCAACCAUCAAUACAUGGUCAAGAGGUUAUACUUACUAGUAACUUUUAAGAAACGGAACUUUCUGGCAAUCAUCGUUAGAAAUGGAUCACCCACAUUGGAAAUCAUCAACUUACUGGGAUCAAUUUGUUUUCUCGGCUUGGUGACUACGUUUUCCGCCCGAUCGUGGCCAUCUUUCCAUUGGCACCCUUCACUGUUAGGUCUGGAUUACAGUGUCGCGGUUGUCAGUCUUACGUGGAAACAGAAUGCUGUAAAAGAGGUUCCCAUUGUCUCCUUUAUAUUGACAUUUUUAUACAAAAAAUAAAUAAAAGGGAUGUCCGUGAUCUUAACACUUUAACCAAAGUUGAAAGCACAAAACAAAAAACAAAAAAAAACAAAAAACAUUGUUUGAUCUCUUCGUUAUUGUAAAUCAUUUAAAUUGUUUUACAAUUAAGUAUAGCCACUUUUACAACAUACUGUUAUCAUUAUCCUAAUAUACUUGAAUGUCUUUCUUAAUGCUCCAGACGAAACACUAGAGUUUGGUGCCGUGUGUUCCACACAAUACUGUGACUAUCUGUAUAAUGAUGUGUGACGUCUUGAACGUUUAGGUAGAAUGAGGUAAAAUUUUGUAGUCUGCAAUUUGUCAGCAACACCAUUGUGGACAGUGUGGAAUAUUGAAACUUUACCCAGUAAUGUAAGUUAUGGUGAUCAAAGCCAACUGUUAGUAAGUGUUUUGUCUUGCGGUGGUGUCCAUAUAUAUAUAUAGCAUUGUUUUUGGGGUCUGUGGAAUAUCACAUUCUGGAAAUCACUUUAUUUACAGAACAAGUCCUACAUGUUUUUAUCACAGUUUUGGUAGGGGAUGUAAUCUUUGUGGAGUAAGGGAUAUGAUUUUGUGUUCUCUAAGAUACAUGCACUACCACAGUACAGCUUCCAUUAAGUAUAGUUGAUAGUAGUUCUACCGUUAUAGAUCUUUACGCUGAUAGAAUAUAGGGCAUUAUAAAACUUUACACAGAAUAUGGGCUAUGAUAGAACUUUACACAGAAUAUGGGCCAUUAUAGAACUUUACACAGAAUAUGGGCCAUUAUAGAACUUUACACAGAAUUUGGGCCAUUAUAGAACUUUACACAGAAUAUGGGCCAUGAUAGAGCUUAACACAGAAUAUGGGCCAUGAUAGAACUUUAUUCAGAAUAUUGGCCAUUAUAGAACUUUACACAGAAUUUGGGCCAUUGUAGAACUUUACACAGAAUAUGGGCCGUGAUAGAACUUUAUUCAGAAUAUGGGCCAUUAUAGAACUUUACACAGAUUAUAGAACUUUACACAGAAUAUGGCCCUGAUAGAGCUUAACACAGAUCAAAUAUGAGCCGUUACAGAAUUUUACAUGUAAUAAAAUUUGGGCCGUUAUAGAGGUUAACACAGAUAGAAUAUGGGCCAUCAUAGAACUUUACACUGAUAGAAUAUGGACCAUUAUAUGAACUUGACACAGAGUAUGGGCUAUGAUAGAACUUAACACAAAGUAUGGACCGUUAUAUUAACUUAACACAUGAAUAAUGGCCAUUAUAGAACUUAACACAAAGUAUGGGAUUUUACAGAACUCGACAGAGUAUAGGCCAUUAAGUAACACAGAUAAAAACAUUGGGCAUUAUGGAACACAAUAUAGACAAUAUGAACUGUUACAAGUACUAAAAAUAAAGAUUGAUUCUCUUCAAGCCCUGCAGAAAGACCGACACAUAAAGUUGACCUUUUACACCAGUUUUGUCAUUUUUGUAUAGGUGCCCUUAUUUUAGUUGGAUUGUAAAAUCUGUAAGGGUCACAUUUCUCCGUUCUUUAUGUUCGUUGGCCCACGGAGGAGUCAUGCUUUUUGACCUGUACGUAAACAAUGACCUGUGUUGACCUUUUGUCUAGGUAAAUAUCCCAUAUACAGAGGUAUACUAACAUUGUCUAUACACCUCAUAACAUUCCAUCAUCUUUAGAUUUUCUUUAUCCAUGUUACGACCUGAUUUAGUAAGAUAAUUAUAUAUAUAUAUAAUAUAUUGUGCUUUAGGUAUAAAAAGUUUUAAGAUGUUCUAGAGUAAGUUCAGAACAUUGAUGCACACAUUUGUUGUGAAGUCUGUUGUGUAUGCAAGUGGUUCAUUGACAAUGUCAUUGAGUUGUUAUAAUGUCUACAGGUGGGCAUGAACAUUAUCUUAAGUUGAUUAUUACUCUGUUAUUGUUGAGGAAUGAUUGGACCCAAGGGCCUCGAGGACGCCAGUUACAGGUCAUCAUUCUGUAAACAACCUGUGGAAUCAGAAUAUUGUACAGAUUUUAUUAUUUAUAUGCAUAUUUCUUUUUCAAAUACUGUUUUGUUGAAUAUGUUUCCCUAAUUUUAUGUGAUAUUUUUCCAUAUUUGUCAAACAUAUGUUUAUAUAUAUAUCCUGUACAAUUUCCAUUACCUGGUUAUGUAUUUAAUGUCUAAACUUCCAUUAUCUGGCAAUGGAUAUUGCAUAUAUUGUAUGAUAACUGCCAUUAUCUGUAACGUUGGUGAUAUACCCAGUUCCUGGUUACCAUGCUUUUGACACAUAGUGCUGGUAUGUUAAUCUCCACAAAAGGUUAUGAAGUAUAUUGUCAACAUCAACAUGUACUGACCUAUAAACCUGGUUAUGUGACACACUCACCUCUUAACCUGGUUAUGUGACACACUCACCUCUUAACCAGGUUAUUUGACACACUCACCUCUUAACCUGGUUAUGUGACACACUCACCUCUUAACCUGGUUAUUUGACACACUCACUUCUUAACCUGGUUAUGUGAUAUACAGACCUCUUAACCUGGUUAUGUGACACACUCACCUCUUACAAAACCUAGUUAUAGGACUCUGGAAUCUUUCCUUGAUUAUGUGACACGCUAACCUCUUAACUUGGUUAUAUGACACACUGGCCUUGUAACCUUGUUAUUUGACACACUGGUAUCUUAGCCUGGUUAUUUGACACACUGGCCGCUUAGUCUGGUUAUGUGACACACUGACAUCUUAACCUAGUUAUGUGGCACACUGACCUCAAUACCAAGUUAUGCGAUAUGCUGACCUGUUAUCUAGUUGUGUGGUAUAAUUGACAUGCCUCGUGUCUCAGUUGCUGACCUCACUGGUUUUAAACUGGUAACAUAACAAACUGACCAUCAACCCAGUUACUAGGUACAAAGAUGGCUUUUUUGUUCUGACAUCUAUAACCUAGUUAUGUUAUUUGUCUUGAUAACCAGUCUAUUCUGAUGUCUGCAUCUUGUCGCAUGAUUUUCUGGCAACCAGUGUGUGUUUCUCAUAACCUGGUUAUGUAAUGCCAGAUGUUGACUUGUAACCUACUGUGUCAUGUGACUAUCCAGCAACCAAUGGUGUCAUAACCUGGUCAUGUGACUUUCCAGUAACCAGUAGCGUCAUUACCUGGUCAUGUGACUUUCCAGUAACCAAUAGAGUCAUUACCUGGUCAUGUGACUCUCUGGUAACCAAUGGUGUCAUAACCUGAUCAUGUGACUUUGAUAACAAUAUCUUACUGACAUCAGUAACGCGUUGGUGAGUUUUUGGGAACCAGUUUUGGGGCUGUGAGACUGCCAACUGUCUGAUGUACUAGCUUUAUUUAGAAAUCUCAUUUUAUAUGAAUUGUAUGUGUUUGUGACUUUCUCAUAACUUCCACUGUAGAACCAUGAUUGAUUUAUGUCGGUCGAUUUGUUUUGUUGUUUUACAUGUGAAAGUACUAAUUUUUUUUCUGCAAAUUUGUUGAAAUGAAAUAGAAUAAUGGUCUUUCAAAGAAUUUAUUUAGAACAAAAAUGAUAUGCAUCUUCCCUUUCUUAUUUUGUAACGCCUGAGUUAGUAUCGCAGGUGUUUUGAUUACAGGUAGAACUAAGACAAUAGACAAUAUAAAUGCUACAAGUGAUGAAAUGCUGGUGAGUAUUCACUGGGCUACUGGAUAUGUGUCAACAUGUUUGUUUUUUUAUGCCAAAACAUAAUCAUAUUUACUCUAAUAGUGUUUAUAUUUGGGAAUUUGGUUCUUAAACUUGUGUCAAGUUUCACUCUUUAGGACUUUUCUCAAGUGUAGCUCGAAGGUGUUCAGAACGAAUCAUAUGUUAUUGGUUUGUUGAUCGUGUUACGAUUGGAGCUCUGACAUGUAGUCGAGGGGAGUGGUGCUGUUUUCAUGAGAUGAGGAGCUAUAGUCAUAAUGAUAAACAAGGGGAGGUAACUGUAAUAGGCAGUGUAACAAAAACGUGAGUCAAGAAUAUCUGUAGACAGGACACAAUACAACAAUGUCCAUUGUCUGUCACAUUAAAUAUUGAACCUCUAGAGACACAAAAAAUCAGCCGUGAAAUCCUGUUCCCCAUUCCAUGUGUAUUAGUUUGCCGCAGUGAGCCUACAAAGCUCGGACGGGCUGUUUCGGAUAGUUUAUAUAUAUAUAAUGUUAUUAAUAAAUUUGUUUCUUUCUAGUUGAAAGUUAUAAAUCACUCAAAAUAGUACUUUAAGCCUGUUAACUUUCUAUACAGCAUCAGUAGUACAGUUAGAGUAGGUUGUGUAUGUAAGUUUUCCAGACAGAUAUCAUACCUCUGUCGGAGAUACACUGGUAGCCGUAAUGUAGAUAUAGCCGAUAGUACCCACUGGGCAUAGUAAUAAUUUAGUUCAUCUUUAAAGUUUAUUGAUAUUAAUUACUUAACUUCCAAAAUUACUUAAAUAUGUACAAUGUGAUUGUCCAUUUUUAUAUGCCUGGCCUCGCUAGUAUAAAACUUUGUGUCAAGAUUUCUUUAUACAAGCGGGGCCUGGUUGUGUAUGAUGCACGCACAGACCAAAUUCACUCAGAAAUAUUAUGCCAAAUAAUUGCCAAAUGCAAUAGAGAAAAUUUUAACCAUUUUAAUGGAAAAGAAGAAAAAAAUUAACGGGUCAUAAAUAUUCAGGUGAGAGGUAAUGAAUCUUGUUUUAACACAUUUUACUAAAGUUAUUGAGUAAAUUAGUGAUUCUGUACAACUAGGAUAUCACUUUAAGAUAACUGUACAAAAUAAUCUGACAGCACUCAUAGAUAGUCUUGUACAUAUUAGGUCAGAAAUGUUGGCAGGUAAAAAGGCUUCUUCAUGCUUAGAAACAUUGAUCUUGAACUUCUCAUAUUGUUUUGACAAUUGGUAUAGAUCUUUGUCAGUAUACUGUAAACCAUUAUCGCAUAAACAAAACUUUUUAAACUCCUCUAAUUAUUCAUACUGUUAAGACUUAUGCCUCUUUCAUUAAAUGCUGUUUGAUUAGUUGGAGCAGUGUUGUUCAUUUAUGAAUGACUUUGGGAUUUUUUUCCCUUUUCUGAUGAGCCAUUUGUAGGUCUGUCAAGAUUUAUACCAGAAUUGUUGUAUUUCGAAAACUUAUGAAACUGCAUUCAAAUGAAAACGUCCUUGUGAUAGCAAUGUUAUACCAUGAUGUAUUCAGUCUUUUUUUGAGUGAUUAUACUAAUAUUAGCCCGCGACGUUGUGGAUCUUUCUUCGUACUGUAGAGAAUUUGAGGCUGUUUGAACUUCAUUGCUCACUGACCAUGUUAUAUGGCAUAACAUUAGCCAAAACACAUAAACUGUAGAAAGUUGUAUAUGUUGAAAUAUAUGUUAUAUUCUAUUCCUUUACUAACUUUUCUAGUCUUACCAGUACACAGCUCUACCUUUGCCGUUAAUAAUCGACCUGACAAAGAUGUUUCAUUUUCAUCUCUUUUCUUGUAUUAUAAAUAAUUUCUUUUAUAUGUCUCAAAUGUUUAUUAAAGUAACUGUAGGGUUUAAUGUUGGUUACGAGUGAUUGUGUUUUGUAAUAGUGUGAAAGGCCUAUAUUUAGUUGAUAACAACCAUUGUGAUAUAUUUAGACAGAGAAAUAUUAACUUCCACAUACAUAAAGUAUUGGUCUUUUUGAUAAAUGAUAAUAUAUGUGCAUUUGUAAUUAGUGUUCAGGGUUUGAACGAAAUAUAUAUAUUGGAAGGAUCGAUUCUGUUAGCAUGAAA